Trichoderma aggressivum f. europaeum is the source of this 1737-nucleotide messenger RNA. RefSeq lists its product as uncharacterized. The transcript has 4 exons. The record is from RefSeq and is a predicted model, not a curated record. Gene Ontology annotation, biological process: aspartyl-tRNA aminoacylation. Lineage: Eukaryota; Fungi; Ascomycota; Sordariomycetes; Hypocreales; Hypocreaceae. Gene Ontology annotation, cellular component: cytosol; cytoplasm; aminoacyl-tRNA synthetase multienzyme complex. Bases 1 to 1737 code for a protein of 578 amino acids. Gene Ontology annotation, molecular function: aspartate-tRNA ligase activity; RNA binding; ATP binding.
AUGGCUGAAGAGACGAAACCCGCCGUUCCUCCAAGCGACAACGCCGCCGCCGAUGCCGAGGCUGGUCCCUCAAAGAAGGCCGCCAAGAAGGCUGAGGCCAAGGCCAAGAAGGAGGCGCUGAAAGCCCAGCGAGCGGCCGAACGAAUUGCAGUGGCUUCAACCUCCAACGAGCCCGAGGAAGACCCCGCCAAAGACUUCUACGGCCCCGCCACUCCGGCCCUGCUCAAGUCCUUCUCGGCCGAUGCUGAGGACGUCACCCUUCGAUCCAUCAGCGAGUCCCAUAUCGGAAACAAGGUCGUCAUCCGGGCGUGGCUGCAGAACACGCGCAUGCAGGGCGCAAAGAUGGCCUUUGUCGAGCUGCGCGAGGAGGGCAAUUGGGCCAUCCAGGGCAUUGUCGCGGCCACGGGCGACGUCAAGGAGGGCGACUCGACCCCCGUCAUCAGCAAGCGCAUGGUCAAGUGGGCGGGGGCCGUCAACCCCGAGAGCUUUGUCACGGUCGAGGCGACGGUCGAGAAGCCCUUUGCUCCCGUCAAGAGCUGCCGCGUGUCCGACUUUGAGCUGCACAUCUCCAAGAUCUUUGUCAUUUCUGCCGCCCCGGCUACCCUGGGCAUGACCUUGGCCGCGGCGAACCGGGCCGUCACAAACUUUAGCGAUGAGGAGGUCAAGCCCGAGGAGGGUGCCCAGGAGAAGGAGGCUGAGGGCGGCCCUCCGGCCGCUUCCAUGCUGACUCACUUGGACAACAUUGUCAUGCACAAGCGAUCGCCCGUCCAGCAGGCCAUUGCCGAUAUUCGUGUCGAGGUCAAGCACUUGUUCCGUGAUUACCUGAGGGAGCGCGGCUUCAAGGAGUUUGAGCCGCCCUGCCUCAUCGGCGCUGCUUCCGAAGGUGGUGCCGGCGUUUUCGCCAUGCCCUACUUCAACCAAAAGGCCUACCUUGCCCAGUCACCGCAGUUCUAUAAGCAGUUUGAGAUUGCUGGUGGCCGAAAGCGCGUCUUCAGCAUUGGGCCCGUGUUCAGAGCCGAGAACUCCAACACCCCGAGACACAUGACUGAGUUCACUGGUCUCGAUUUGGAGAUGGAGAUUCGCAAGGACUACCACGAAGUCCUUUCCGUACUGGAAGGCGUGCUGUUGCACAUUUUCCGUGGCAUUGAGAAGAACUGCGCUGCCGAAAUCGAAGUCGUUCGUUCCGUCUAUCCUUCCCCCGAGAUUCUCCUCCCCGAGCCUGGAAAAGAACUGCGCUUGACAUUCGCAGAGGCCCAGAAGCUGCUUCGUGAAGAGGGCCCCGAGGAAUUUCGCAACGUCCGUGACGAUGAGGAUAUGUCAACACCACAGGAGAAGGCAUUGGGUGCUCUGAUUCGCGAGAAAUACAAGACCGACUUCUUCGCAGUCGACAAGUUCCCCGAAUCCGCGAGACCCUUCUAUGCCAAGGUUGACCCUGCUAGCGACCCCAAGGAACCCGUCACCAACGCGUUCGACAUGUUCCUGCGUGGACAGGAGAUCUUGUCUGGUGGUGAGCGUAUUGCCGACCCCGAUGAGCUUGAGGCUCGCAUUCGCUACAAGGGAGUCGACCCCACCAGCGCCGGAAUCAAGGAGUACAUUGGAGUCUUCCGCGAGGCUGGUGUGCCUCCUCACGGUGGAGGUGGUAUCGGUCUUGACCGUGUGGUUGCGUGGUAUCUUGCCCUACCCAGCGUGCACUUGGCCGCCUAUUACCCGAGAACACCCAAGAGACUAUUGCCAUAG